Molecule: messenger RNA, 1879 nt
Organism: Cyclopterus lumpus (lumpfish)
Lineage: Eukaryota; Metazoa; Chordata; Actinopteri; Perciformes; Cyclopteridae
Gene: srsf4
Product: serine and arginine rich splicing factor 4
Exons: 6
Coding region: 124-1458 (444 amino acids)
Biological process (GO): alternative mRNA splicing, via spliceosome; mRNA splice site recognition
Cellular component (GO): nucleus; ribonucleoprotein complex; cytoplasm
Molecular function (GO): mRNA binding
Source: RefSeq, a predicted model, not a curated record
AGCGACCUAUUGUAUCAAAGGGGCGCGUGAAUGUGUCUUUGCAGCCUCGCGCCUCAUCUCUGCGCUCGUUUGGUUUAAGCCGGAUCCCACAUUUCGCAAGGUUAGCACACGCAAGCUAACACGAUGUCGAGGGUGUACAUCGGAAGACUGAGCUACAGGGCCAGAGAAAAGGACGUGGAGAGAUUCUUCAAAGGCUACGGGAAGAUACUCGAAGUCGACCUGAAAAACGGGUAUGGGUUUGUUGAAUUUGAUGACCCACGUGAUGCAGAUGAUGCUGUGUAUGACUUGAACGGCAAGGAGUUGUGUGGGGAGAGGGUCAUUGUGGAGCACACCAAGGGACCCCGUCGGGAUGGAGGUUAUGGUGGUAGUGGUGGAGGCGGCGGCGGCGAAAGAGGAGGAGGAGGCGGCGGCGGCGAUAGAGGAGACAGAGGAGGAGGAGGCGACAGAGGAGGUGGCGACAGAGGAGGUGGAAGCGAUAGAGGAGGUGGUAGCGGCGGCGGUGGAAGAAGUGGAUAUGGGCGCUGGGGAAGAGACAGAUAUGGUCCACCUAUAAGGACAGAUUAUCGGCUCAUUGUUGAGAAUCUUUCCAGCCGCUGCAGCUGGCAGGACUUGAAGGACUACAUGAGGCAGGCAGGGGAAGUGACUUACGCUGACACCCAUAAGGGCCGGAGGAACGAGGGGGUGAUCGAGUUCAGGCUCUACUCUGACAUGAAGAGGGCUCUGGAGAAGCUUGAUGGCACUGAGGUGAACGGCAGAAAGAUUCGGCUAAUUGAGGACCGCCCCGGAGCCCGACGCAAGCGCUCUUAUUCUCGCAGCCGCAGCCAUUCCAGGUCCCGCUCCAGGAGCCGCAGGUCUCGCAAGAGCCGCAGCCGCAGUGAGAGCAGCAGUCGCAGCCGCUCCCGCUCCAGGGCGGCAUCCAACUCCCGCAGCCGAUCUCGUAGCAAGAAGAACAAGAUCAAGAGCAAGAAAGAGGAGGAAGAGCGCAGCAACGGCGCUCCGAAGAACAAGGAGCGGAGCAGGAGUCGCAGCCCCAAAAGUCGCAGCCCCAAAAGUCGCAGCCCCAAGAGUCGCAGCCCCAAGAGUCGUAGCCCCAAAAGUAAAAAGAUUAAGAAAGACGAGAAGAAGAACAAGAAGGACGAUUCCCGGUCCAGGUCUCGCUCUCGCUCCAGGUCCCGCUCUAGAUCGGAGAUUAAGGAUCGCUCCAGGAAAUCCGGCUCCAAGGGCCGCGAGCAGCCCAAGAGCGACGACGAGGGAGGCGAGGUCGAGCGGGGCUCCCGCUCUCGUUCACACUCCCCCGCCGAAUCUAAAUCCAGAGCCAGGUCUAAAUCAAAGUCCAAAUCCCGCUCCCCCACCCCUGCCAAAGCCCGCUCCCGCUCCGCCUCGCGCUCAGAGUCUCGCUCCAAAUCUCGCUCCAAAUCCCGCUCCCAAUCUCGUUCUCGCUCCCGUUCCCGCUCGUAGUUCAGUUUUUGAACCGUUUUGUCUUGCGCCCUUACCCCAGUGUCUCCCCCCCGCCCCCAUUUACAUUCCCUGCACCCCCACUACCCCGCCUCCCCGUUUUUUGAUAAAUAGCUGUAGAUGAUCAGGCACUCGACGUCUUUUAUGCACACGCUACUCCAUUUCAUUUGACUUUUACUCUGCAUAUUUUUUCAUUAGAGCUGUCUCGUAUGGGGUUGUUUGUAAGAUAACAGGGUGCAAAUCUCAGUUUUAUAAGUUUAAAUGAUGGUAUGGUGCGUGUCUUAGCCUUUUUUAAUCAAAUGUAGAAGCAUACUGUUUAGUCAAAAUGCCGGGUGGGAAAGAAUUCCACCGUCUCACCUUUUUUGUGAAAUCCUUGUAUCAUUUUAUUUCAGAUUAAAAGACACCUGUUCUACAUUUGUCAUUG